AUGCCUCAAGAAAAUUGCGUUUUGAAAUGUUAUUCCUGUGAAACAUUUCAGGUUCACAUAGUUAAAAAGUCGAAAAAAUGGGAAUGUAAAAUAUGUGGAGCCAAACAAUCACUUCAACAUGUUUAUGGUAAAGGAAGUGGUAAAGAUUGUCGUGUUCAUGUUAUGAAAUUGAAUGAAUUAAGAAUUCAAAAGAAUGAUUAUAACGAUAUACAAAAUAUAGAAUUACAAAGUUCUAGUGAAGAAUUUACUGCUCCUCAAAUUAACAACGGAUCGGAGAAAAAAAUAACUAAAAGCAAAUGGGCAGAAUAUUUAGAUGAAAAUGAACUUACAGAUGAUGAUGAUGAAUUAUUCCAUGAUAAUAAUACAACAAAUAAACUUUGUCAUAAUAAUAUUAACAAAACUAGUGAUGUGAAAAAAGAAAAAUUAAAUAUAUUUGACACUUUUGAUAAAAACAAAUUAAAUGAUAAUGAUAAUGAAUUAAAAAAUAAUGCAUAUCGAAUAAAUGAUUUAAAUUGUACUAUUUCAAAAAAUGAUGAAACUGAAAAUUUAAUGGAUGCAGAAAAAAAUUCUGAUUUUUUCACAGAUUUUAUCCAUGAAUGUAAUAAAAAAAGACAAUCAGAUGAGCAAUUAAAUGGAGGAAAAAUAAAAAAAAUUAAAAAUUUCAAUGAAAAGUCAGAAAUUGAAAAAAAUAUAUUUAAAUUUGAUUCGAAUGAUUUAGACGAUAUAAUAAAUAUUAGUUUUUAA
Molecule: messenger RNA, 744 nt
Organism: Pediculus humanus corporis (human body louse)
Lineage: Eukaryota; Metazoa; Arthropoda; Insecta; Psocodea; Pediculidae
Exons: 2
Coding region: 1-744 (247 amino acids)
Biological process (GO): mitotic G2 DNA damage checkpoint signaling
Cellular component (GO): nucleus
Molecular function (GO): chromatin binding
Source: RefSeq, a predicted model, not a curated record